Messenger RNA from Rubroshorea leprosula, 1337 nucleotides. The record is from the annotation of a GenBank genome assembly. Lineage: Eukaryota; Viridiplantae; Streptophyta; Magnoliopsida; Malvales; Dipterocarpaceae.
AAUAUCCCAAAAUUUUGGGGUAUUUUAGCAUUAAAUUGGGGACUUAUUUGAAGAAAAAUAUUGUUUUGGGGCUUAAUCAUAAAAUUUUUAAAAGUUGAGGGACUAAAAAGAAAGGAAAUUAGGAUAAGGAUGAAUUGCUUUUUCUUUUUCUUUUUCUUCCUUUCUUUCCCUCCCCAUCAGACCCGCGUGCCCUGCUCUUCCUCUCCCCCGACCCUCUGCACCCGACGAGCUCCCCCCGUUACCGCCACCCAUUUUCCGGCCGGAAAUCCGGCAAAGCUUGGGGAUUUCUCCCUAUUUUCUUGUCUUAGAACACCUGUUGAACCCAGAAAAUCUCAGAUCCGCGUCUUCCUCCCUCUGCUGUCCGUCGGCUGCUAUGUGGGUGUGAGGUUUUUGGGCUUUUUCUGCCGCGAGUUCCCCUGCAGAAUUUCUUUUUCUCUGCCGUCGGCUUCUCCCCCCAUGCUAGGCUCGGUUUUGCUUGCUAAAUUCUGGUUUUGAUCGUUCUGCCACCGUAGCACUUGGGUUAGCCUUCUGUUCUGUGCGAGUGAGGUAAGUAAAUUAUGGUAAAGCCCUUGAUUUUAAAGCUUGUUUUAAUUGUUUUUGAGAUGGUGGCAAGGUUUUAAUUGAUUUUAAAUUGAUUUUACCAGCACUUGAGUGUGAUUAAAUUGAAAUGGAAGUUUUGAUGAUUUUAAUGAGAAUUUCAUGGUUUUUUUGGAAAUGAGCAUGAUUGAUUUGAAAUAAGAUUAUUAGUCUUUUGUAUUGAUUUGAGCAUGCCUACUUGAAAUUUAAGUGAUUGUCCUGAUGAUUUGAAAGCGAUUAGCGAAUUAAGAUUUUUCUGUAAAUUUCUGCUUGUUUUGUCUCCGAUGUGGUUUUGUUGUUAAUGAUCCUGCUUUGAUGAUUUGAGAUUGAUUGUGAAUUUCGAAACUUUCUGUAAUCCUACAUGGUUUUGUCUCUGAUAUAGUCAUGAUUUCCGAUCCCCGCUAGUGAGUGUGUAGCACUUCCGAUCCCCGCUAGUGGGUGUAACGCUAGCACAUGUCGACAUGUUUACUGAUAUGACGCCUGCCACUGGGCAAAUACAUUGGCACAUUCUGACGCCUGCCAUUGGGCGAAUACAUUGGCAAAUUCUGACGCCUGCCACUGGGCGAAUACAUUGGCAAAUUUCUGUUGCCUGCUAGUGGGUUGUUAUAACACUGGCCAUGACUUAUAGAUGAGACUACUGAACUGAGUUUUCUUCUGCAUUGACGGUUUGUCAGGAAACGUUUUGUUAUUGAACUGAAUCUGAUUUUGCAUUGACGGUUUUGUCAUUGAACGUUUUGCUAUUGAACCGAAUUUGAUUUCCG